Molecule: messenger RNA, 1418 nt
Organism: Actinia tenebrosa (Australian red waratah sea anemone)
Lineage: Eukaryota; Metazoa; Cnidaria; Anthozoa; Actiniaria; Actiniidae
Product: ropporin-1-like protein
Source: RefSeq, a predicted model, not a curated record
UUUCGGCCAUUUUGUUUUGUGAACAUAAAAAAAAAUUUCAAAAAUUUAUUCUCCGUAAAAAAAAUAUGCCUCAACCAGAUGAGCCUAUUUACUGCUCCCAGCAGAUAAAUAUACCACCAGAGCUUCCAGAUAUACUAAAACAGUUUACAAAAGCUGCUAUCCGUACGCAGCCAGCUGAUGUUUUACAAUGGUCUUAUGCAUAUUUUGAUGCCCUUGCUAAAGGAGAGAAGCCACCAAUUAAAGAUCGCUUGGAAUUUCAACUUGGUGAACCAUUAGAAAAACCUUUAACACAGGGGCAACUGGCUGUACUACAUAAACAACUUGGUGACAGACCACUUAUUGAAUUAUCGUCUUUAGAAGAAAAGUGGAAACACCUCUGCCUGCCAAAAACAACAUUAGAGGACCUCUUGAGACUUGGUUGUUUUGCAGAAGAAAUUCAAUGGCUGCAUUUCCUUUCUCUUGCUUGUAGUGCCAUCAGUGAGAACUUGACUCUUGCAAUGAAAACAGUAUGUGAGAUACUGACCAAAGACCUAGAGGGAGGUGCGGCACGGAUCCCCUUUUCUCUCUUCAAGGAGUUAUACACCUACUUGGCUAACAUUGAUGGAGAGAUACCCAAAGAGCAUGUUAAUACUGUCAUUGAUCAUCUUAACUAUGAUGUUGAGAAACAAGACGGCAUGGUCUCACCAAGGAAUUUCAUGAGUGACAGCUGUCCACCUCUGUCACCAAAUACUUGAUUGACAGCAACAUGAACCAACCAUUUGUAAUAUACAGUGUACAAUAAAGCUACCCACAUCUUACUAUACAAAAAAUGUGAUAAAAUUGUAUAUUUUUCUCAAUACUKGAGUUUAAUUUGUUAUUCCUUAUUAGAAUUUUUUUUAAAUAAUGUUUGUGUCUUCAGAGUAUCCACAAGGGUAGAGAGAUAGGAGAGAUAUCUUGUGAAAGUUAGUUUGUACAAGGAAUAGUUGAAAAGUAAUAUUAAAAACUUAGGUAGUACAAUUUUUAAAAAAGCCUGCAUUUACACCGUCGGUACCUGGCAAAUUUUGAACCGCUAAAAAAUUUGACCUGUACAAUUAAUGUUUACAUGUACACUGUUUUUACUGUUAAUAUAAAAAAUACCUUUUGUUUAGGAGAAACUGGAUCCAAAUUUGCAGGACUAGGGGUACAAAUUUAUGUUCGGAUAGCUCAGUUCCGUAUGAAUGGAACUCAUAAAUGUACGACUUUUUGACCGGUUAACAAAUUGCAGCAUAAACACCAAACUUCACGUGCCAAAUCUUAAUGCAAGUGGUUCAACCAAUACGUUUUGUUGAUUUGCAUCAGAUUUGACAUUUAAAAYGGGCUUUUUACAUUGUGAAGUACCUCAGGGUCUCAAAAAUCACAUUUCACGAAAUAUAAAAACAGCCAAAUCCAUUUUUUAUAAU